CGGAAUUAUUAACACACUCUAUGAACUUUGAUAUUCUUCGUAUCGCUGUCUUUGUAUAAUGGAAGUAAGAUGCAAGCAUUGUUGUAAAUCGCUUUUCAAAGGUAAUUCUAUUUUGUUUAAUGCACAUCAUGAGGUAAAACCAAAGCAACAAAUGAAUGUAGGAUGUCAAGCAGAUGAAUCUGAUUGCUGCUCAUACAUGACUCCUGAGAAUGCACCAAAUUGGAUUAUGGAUGCUAUCAAUCAAGAAUAUUGGACCAAGGGAAGAUUAUAUUGUCCGUACUGCAACAAUCGCUUAGGAUCUUUCAACUUUGUGAAUGAGCUCAAAUGUUACUGCAAUAAAUAUGUAAAGCCACCCAUAAGGAUAGUUACCUCUAAAGUAGACAUAUUAUAUGAAAGUUAAAAAUAAUAACCA
Trachymyrmex septentrionalis is the source of this 412-nucleotide messenger RNA. RefSeq names its product E3 ubiquitin-protein ligase RNF180-like. Gene Ontology annotation, molecular function: ubiquitin conjugating enzyme binding; ubiquitin protein ligase activity. Gene Ontology annotation, biological process: positive regulation of proteasomal ubiquitin-dependent protein catabolic process; serotonin metabolic process; protein polyubiquitination. The coding region runs from base 59 to 400 and encodes 113 amino acids. NCBI's taxonomy places the organism in Eukaryota, Metazoa, Arthropoda, Insecta, Hymenoptera, Formicidae. Gene Ontology annotation, cellular component: endoplasmic reticulum membrane. The transcript is spliced from 3 exons. The record is from RefSeq and is a predicted model, not a curated record.